AUGAAAAACUCCGUGUUCAUUUUCUAUAAUUUUAUAUAUUUAAUGAGUGCAUUUUUUUACAAAUGUUAUUUGAUACCAAAUAAAAAUGUACUUUAUAUAAAUACAAUAAAUGUUAAAAUAUACAGAAAUGUAUAUUCAGAAAGUUUUCUUGCAUAUUCCAAAGAUAUAUUUAAUUCUUUGAAAAGAAAAAAAAAAAAUCAUAAUGAUACGCAAAUACAUUUAGUAAAAGAAUCAAAAUUAAAAAAAUUAGAUGAAAAAGAAAAAACAAAUAAAAAAAAGGAAGAAGUUAAUACACAAAAUAAAGACCAAAACAUAAACUCAAUAAAAAAAAAAAAAAAAAAAAAAUCAAAAAGAGAAAAGAAAAUAGAAAAAGAUCAAUAUAAAUCGUUACUGAGCUAUAUCAAGAAAAAUGAAAUAAAAAAAGAUAAUAACAUUUCAGAUGAUUUAAAGGAUGAACAUUUUUAUUUUCUGAAAUACUUCAAGUUGCAAGAUAAUUCAUUAACUAGUGAACUAAAUCCAGAACAAAGCAAAGAAAUUAUAAACAGUAAUAAUUUUAAAAAGUUAAUGAUAGAGUUAAAUUUAAAAGAAGAUGAAAUAUUAAGAAUGUUAAAUAAAAGUGAGAAGGAUGUUUCUCACUUAAUAAAUAAAAACUUAACCAUAGAAGAAAUAGAAAAAAAAGCAAAAAAUGAAGAUUUGCAAAAUGAAAAAUUAUUUGGCACUUUCAUGGAUAAUAAUAAUUCCAAAAUAGGAAAUCUUAUUAAUUUUAAAAAAAUUGGAAAAAAAUAUAAGGAUGUAAUUAGAGAAGUAAUAAUUCUUUUCUUAAAUAAAAAAAAAAAUUUUAUAGUUAUGAUGAAUAAUAUAGAAAAUGAUAAUGAAAUUAAGAAUUAUAUUUGUGUUUUAAAGGAAAACAUUUUAUUUAAAGAUUUUAAUGAUGAAAUAUUAACAGAAAUAGCAAAAAAGUCUAUUUUAAUAGGAUAUUUAAAUCAAAAAUUUUCAAAUGAUAAUAAAAAUUUUGAAUGGAAUAGAAACUUAGAAAAAUGUAUUUCUUUAUCUAUAAAUAAUAACAAUUUUAAAGUAAAAGAAAUUAUAUAUUAUAAUAAUAGCAUAAACAUAAAUAUAGAAAGUAUGAAAAGAACUGAUAUAGAUUCGAGCGAAUAUGAUGAAAUUGAAAAUUACAUAAGAAAUUCUAUUGAAGCAUAUGAGAAAAUGAAUGAUUUAGAUAUUCUUUCAUAUUUUAAUAUUCUUAUCUCAAUAAAUUAA
Messenger RNA from Plasmodium relictum, 1260 nucleotides. Its product is annotated as conserved Plasmodium protein, unknown function. Bases 1 to 1260 code for a protein of 419 amino acids. The record is from RefSeq and is a predicted model, not a curated record. NCBI's taxonomy places the organism in Eukaryota, Apicomplexa, Aconoidasida, Haemosporida, Plasmodiidae. The transcript has a single exon.